This is a messenger RNA of Moesziomyces antarcticus, 1695 nucleotides long. RefSeq lists its product as uncharacterized. Lineage: Eukaryota; Fungi; Basidiomycota; Ustilaginomycetes; Ustilaginales; Ustilaginaceae. The record is from RefSeq and is a predicted model, not a curated record. The coding region runs from base 1 to 1695 and encodes 564 amino acids. The transcript has a single exon.
AUGGAGCUUGGAGAGCUUGACCCUAGUCCCCUGGAGGGAGUCCACAAGCUGCCGGCCGAGCUUUUGUGCCACAUCUUCCGGCUUGCCGCUUCAACGCACAUUCCGACCGCUCACGCCUGCGCAUUCGUCUCAAAGAAGGUGUGCCGCUGGACAGCAUCGGAUCGAUGGAGGACCAUAGUGUGUACGACCUUGAAGCAGCUCGACAGCCUGCUGAAGCUGGUCAUAACCGGCGUUGAUCUGGACGUCUCGAAACUUGGUCCUAAGCCUUUCACAUCUUUGCCAAGCAACCAACCGGGCGACUUUGUCCGCGAUCUCUUCAUCGAAACAGAUGUAGAGGAAUCGUCAGCUUGGGACACCGUCGCCUACAUAGACCGUCUUGAUCGGCUGGCUCAAUUCAAUCCUCUGCUUCUUUUCCCGAACGUCGGCUACCUGGCCUUGGGGAACUACGAGAUUGGCCAUCUGCUGCGAAGUCCAGCUUUUCCACUCGUACGCAAAUUGCUGGUGUCGUAUUCCAACGAAGACUCCCUGCGGCAGUUUUUUGGCGAACUGGAUGGGACCUAUCAGCCUGACCGCAGUUCAGACGACGGACAUCGCGCACUUCAAUCGCUGCAUAUCGUAGCCAUCGACCGUGGCAACAAACUCAGCGGAUUGCCGAUGCCCAUACAGAUGCUCGCAGGUAUGCGCUCAGGCAGCAUCUCAACCGACGGCUAUGUGUCGCACUUUGUCGACAAUAUCUCACAGGAGCAGCGUCUAGUCGAACCAGAAGACGUCCUCGAUGAAAAGCCGGAAGAUUCCGAAAAGUGGAACACGAACGUCAAGAUCCGCUUCGACACGCGCAAAUUCGCCUUCAGGCCAUGCGAGAUCACGGCCAGUCGGCUCAAGCCUUUCUUUGAAGAGCUCACGACGGUCAUCGGCGAGGCUAGCGGGGCUGACCAGCCACCCCGUCCUGUCGCUGAGACCUUUUCGCACACAGGACCUCGCCAUGCAGCGCCACAUCGUGGCGCCGGCAAUCAUUUGGCAGCCCGGCUGAACAGCAGAGACCAUAUCACUGUUUCGACGCCAAAGAGAGAAGCGCUGGCGAGCCUGGGUUGCGGAAAGUUUCAAAAACUUCACCUGUGCUGGGAUCCGUUGCCCGAUAGCAAGGUGACCCCGGCACACGAAAGCCAUGGCGUUGUGGAGACAGAUUGGCCGGUGGAACGUCAGGACAUUUGGACUAACACGGCCAUGCACGCCAACGAGGCACGGGCACAGCAGUCGCGCGUGCAAACUUCCCGGACUGGGCGCCAGCCAGAGACACGCAAGGACGAGCUUACGUCGAGGCCGGGGCAGAAAUGGGUCAUCCCACCUGGGGCUGCGUCGCAGGACUCGGCCUCAUUCAAAGCGGACAUGGUCGACUCUAUCCGAACAACGCUCGGCUGGACGCGGCAGGAACAAGAGCUACUGAGCAACACGCCUCUGUUCUCCCGCGAUGCUGACCUCUCGAACCAUUUCGGCAGCCACGAGCGAGUCGACGUGUUGAAGCGCAUCGUUGCCGCACACUUGCCUCCGGGCACCAUCGACGAUCCCAACGAAGCGCUUGCGGUCCGCAUCGUCCCUCCCGCCGAGCGGCUCCGACUGGGCGGCUACUACGUGCCCUUCACCAAGAAGCAGCGCGUCCAAUGGUUCCUCGACAACCUGGACACCGACGAGGCGUAG